Molecule: messenger RNA, 855 nt
Organism: Naegleria lovaniensis
Lineage: Eukaryota; Heterolobosea; Eutetramitea; Acrasida; Naegleriidae
Exons: 1
Coding region: 1-855 (284 amino acids)
Source: RefSeq, a predicted model, not a curated record
AUGUCAUCAACACAGAUGGAUCACGUCCAACCUUCUUCUCAUUCAACCACGAAGAGAAUCACAUACAAAUUCCAUUCAUCCAACAUGACGCCUUCGAUGAAUACUCCCUCAUCAAAUGCUCAACCAUACAUGUUCAACUUUAAAUCAUCCCUGCCAAACGUCAUGUCUUCACCAAUCGAAGGCAUCCGAAAAAAGAAAAAAGACCAGUUUCAAUACGCUUCUCCUACAUCGAGCACAACAACAUCAGUGGUUUCGUCGUCUUCUUCUUCUCCUUUGCAAAAGUCAAACGUAAAGGAUACUUCGAAAGGAAAUUUGACAGCUGGCAAUACAACAAGAGAAUGUUUAUUCUACGUUCAGACAUGUCAAACAGAUACGCGAGGUAAAUUGAUUGUGAAGAGAAAUAGAGAACCCUCUUCAUCGAUGAAAGGUCGAAGAAGAAGUCCACCUCCUCUUACAAAUGUCAAUCUGCCAAAUGUCAACUUUUCUUCUCCUGUGAGCCAGGAAAACUCAACCCAACUACAGAAACCACAAACUCUCUCGACUUCUACUGUCUCCACUGCUCCUCUCAAUUACGUUCCUGACUACUCAAAUUUUGUCAAUUCUUUCAAAAUUGACAAUCGACAGCCAUCCCCUUCGAAUGUCAAUUACCAACAUCACUCGAUGCAACAAAACCAGUUGCUUCAAGAAGAACUCAAAUUACUGCCCUCUGUUCGAGAACUUUUGAAUCAGAGCGCAUCCAUGACAAGUGCCAGCUGUCAUCAACAAAACAGCCACACAGCCAUGUUGCCUUGCGUGAACGACUUAAUUUCACACGGUUUCCAAUUCACUCAAUCUUCCUCGAUAUUCACGUUGUGA